This is a messenger RNA of Sporothrix brasiliensis 5110, 600 nucleotides long. RefSeq lists its product as uncharacterized. The transcript is spliced from 2 exons. NCBI's taxonomy places the organism in Eukaryota, Fungi, Ascomycota, Sordariomycetes, Ophiostomatales, Ophiostomataceae. Bases 1 to 600 code for a protein of 199 amino acids. The record is from RefSeq and is a predicted model, not a curated record.
AUGGCAGCACUUCCGGCUUUCACGCCUCCAGCGGCAGCGCUGUCGCUGGGCCCGACGCCGCGCGCCGUGCGAUUUCGACACCCAGCCUACCCCGACUCAGCUCCCGACUUACUUGUGCUUAUGGCCGCAGACGGCGAUGGCGGGCUCGACUACGAUCUUGCAUUGGCGGCUUGCUGCAUCAUCGCUGGCGUGGACUGGGACGGCGGCUACUUGGCACUGAAAGCCUCGGCCACCAACGAUCUUCAACGGGUCGAUCGCCCGCAGGACGGCUCACUCCAUGGACGCGAAUACUUUUUCUGUGUUGAUGGAGACGACCCUUUAUUCAAAUAUCCCGUUAUCCCAUCGUUCCAUCACUGGCGCUUCCCACACGGCAGCUUCGAAGCGGACGAUGGCACGCCACGCGGUAACCUUCCACUUCCAUGGAGAGGCCUGCGUUUUCCCGAUUUCAUCCCACCACGUCCGACGGUGAAGGGCCCUGCCGCGGCAAUGGACCGCGAUAUUACCUGCCGGGUAACCGGGCACAUGAAUGGCGUUGAAAAGGCACACCUCGUUCCGGAAGGAGAACGGCUUUGGUUUGUGUCGAAUAAGAUGGAUAGGUAA